This is a messenger RNA of Radiomyces spectabilis, 255 nucleotides long. Its product is annotated as Tim10/DDP family zinc finger-domain-containing protein. Gene Ontology annotation, biological process: protein insertion into mitochondrial inner membrane. The record is from RefSeq and is a predicted model, not a curated record. Gene Ontology annotation, cellular component: mitochondrial inner membrane. The transcript is spliced from 2 exons. Lineage: Eukaryota; Fungi; Mucoromycota; Mucoromycetes; Mucorales; Radiomycetaceae. Bases 1 to 255 code for a protein of 84 amino acids.
AUGUCUUACUUUGGUGGAAGGAAUCAGCAAGCCGUCAAUCCGCAAAAUAUUGCCAUGGCAGAGCAAGAGCUUGAGAUGGUGACGGAUCUUUUCAAUCGUAUUGUGGAUUCGUGUAAUCAAAAGUGCAUCUCUCGCGAAUACGUCGACAACGACCUUACGGCUCCUGAAUCGUCAUGUAUUGAUAAUUGCGUGGCCAAGUUUUUUGAAGUCAAUAACUCUGUUGGACAAAAAAUGCAAAAAAUGGGACAGCAAUAA